GUGGUUAUUAAUUUCAGAAUACAUCUGAAUCCCUUCUCUGCAGCAAAUGCUUUAGCAAAGGAACAGAGAGCUCCAGGCCAGGGUCAGAUUUCAAGUUCUUCUCUGUUGAUGCCCAUACCACUACCAGAAUCCUCUUUGCUGUCAACUUCUGAGAUCCUUCCCAGGUACAACUUGGUGUCUGAAGUUGCUACCUAAGUGCCUCUGGUCAUCAUUCUCUUAACACAACCUCAGCGCCCCCUCACAGCAAAGCAUAUACUGUACUGAGCUUUGCUUUUGGAAAGACAGGUUGAGAGCAACCCUCUGGUGCCUAUACUUCUCAGCAUGGAGGUGAAGAACUUUGCAGUUUGGGAUUAUGUUGUCUUUGCAGCCCUCUUUAUCAUUUCCUCUGGAAUUGGGGUGUUCUAUGCAAUUAAGGAGAGAAAAAAAACAACUUCGAGGGAGUUUCUGGUCGGUGGACGGCAAAUGAGCUUUGGCCCAGUGGCACUAUCCCUGACAGCCAGCUUCAUGUCUGCCGUCACUGUCCUGGGGACCCCGGCUGACGUCUACCGCUUUGGAGCAUCCUAUGUCCUCUUCUUCAUCACGUAUGCACUGGUCAUUAUCCUAACAUCAGAGCUCUUUCUCCCUGUGUUCUACAGAUCUGGCAUCACCAGCACGUAUGAGUACUUACAACUACGAUUCAACAAACCAGUUCGCUAUGCAGCCACAGUCAUCUACAUCGUGCAAACGAUUCUCUACACGGGAGUGGUGGUGUACGCUCCUGCCCUGGCCCUCAAUCAAGUGACUGGGUUUGACCUCUGGGGCUCUGUGAUUGCAACAGGAACCGUUUGCACAUUCUACUGUACCCUGGGAGGAUUAAAAGCAGUAGUGUGGACCGAUGCAUUUCAGAUGGUUGUCAUGAUUGUGGGCUUCUUAACGGUUCUCAUUCAAGGAUCAAACCAUGCUGGUGGAUUACACAGUGUAUUAGAACAAGCAGAAAAUGGAUCUCGACUAUAUAUAUUUGACUUUGAUGUAGAUCCUCUCAGGAGGCACACUUUUUGGACAAUCUCAGUGGGAGGAACCUUUACAUGGCUUGGGAUCUAUGGAGUUAAUCAGUCGACCAUCCAGCGAUGCAUCUCUUGCAAAACAGAAAAGCAUGCCAAGCUAGCCUUGUACUUCAACUUGCUGGGUCUCUGGAUCAUUCUGCUAUGUGCGGUCUUUUCUGGUUUAACCAUGUACUCUCACUUCAAAGACUGUGAUCCUUGGACUUCCGGCAUCAUCUCAGCACCAGACCAGCUGAUGCCAUACUUCGUCAUGGAGUUAUUUUCCACGAUGCCUGGACUUCCAGGACUGUUUGUGGCUUGUGCCUUCAGCGGAACUUUGAGCACCGUGGCUGCCAGCAUCAAUGCCUUAGCAACAGUGACCUUUGAGGAUUUUGUCAAGAGCUGUUUUCCUCGUCUCUCUGACAAGCUGAGCACCUGGAUCAGUAAAGGCUUAUGUCUCUUAUUUGGCGUGAUAUGUACCUCCACAGCUGUGGCUGCAUCCCUCAUGGGUAGUGUCAUACAGGCUGCCCUCAGCAUCCACGGCAUGUGUGGGGGGCCGAUGCUGGGCUUGUUCUCUCUGGGAAUCGUGUUCCCUUUUGUGAACUGGAAGGGUGCCCUAGCAGGCCUUCUGACUGGAAUCCUCUUGUCAUUUUGGGUGGCCAUCGGGGCCUUCAUAUACCCUGCACCAGCCUCCAAGACAUGGCCUUUGCCUUUAUCGACUGACCGGUGUGACCUAUCAAAUGUGACGGAAUCAGUGCCUCCAGCGCUAUCCAGCAGACCUGCCAUCGCUGAGACCUGGUAUGCAAUCUCCUACCUGCACUAUAGCACCGUGGGCUGCCUGGGAUGCAUAGCUGCUGGAGUAAUCAUCAGCUUCCUAACAGGUCGCCAAAAGGGCAAGGAUAUUCCACCACUGCUAAUUAGACCAGUCUGCAAUUUAUUUUGCUUUUGGUCUAAGAAAUACAAAACACUGUGCUGGUGUGGAGUUCAGCAUGACAGCGGAACAGAGCAGGAAAACCUUGAGAAUGGCAGUACCUGGAAACAAGGGGCUGAAUCUGUCUUACAAAACGGCCUCAAGCAAGAAAGCCUGGCGCAUGUUCCAGGCUAUGAUCCCAAGGACAAAAGCUAUGACAACAUGGCUUUAGAGAAGAUUACCCAUUUCUAAGGCAACACACGCACACACACAAAUACACACAGUCCACAUAAUUCCUUCCUAAUGUUUAGUGGGCUUUCCUGGUAGCUCAGACAGUAAAGAAUCUGCCUGCAAUGCGGGAGACCUGGGUUCAAUCCCUGGGUUGGGAAGAUUCCCUGGAGGAGGGCAUGGAAACCCACUCCGGUAUUCUUGCCUAGAGAAUCCUCAUGGACAGAGGAGCCUGGCGGGCUAUAGUCCAUGGGGUCAGACACGACUGAGCGACUAAGCACAUUGGUUAGUAGACUUUGUAGUUGCCACUGCUAGAAGACAGGGUUGUCUAAUGUGUAUUUAUAUUAUUUAUGACCACAAAUAAAAUGAAUGUUUCCCAGAA
Molecule: messenger RNA, 2539 nt
Organism: Cervus elaphus (red deer)
Lineage: Eukaryota; Metazoa; Chordata; Mammalia; Artiodactyla; Cervidae
Gene: SLC5A12
Product: solute carrier family 5 member 12
Exons: 15
Coding region: 322-2181 (619 amino acids)
Biological process (GO): sodium ion transport; transmembrane transport
Cellular component (GO): membrane
Molecular function (GO): symporter activity; lactate transmembrane transporter activity
Source: RefSeq, a predicted model, not a curated record